Desarmillaria tabescens is the source of this 936-nucleotide messenger RNA. RefSeq lists its product as uncharacterized. Bases 1 to 936 code for a protein of 311 amino acids. The record is from RefSeq and is a predicted model, not a curated record. NCBI's taxonomy places the organism in Eukaryota, Fungi, Basidiomycota, Agaricomycetes, Agaricales, Physalacriaceae. The transcript is spliced from 5 exons.
AUGACAUCUGUUAUUGGUGCGGAUGCUCACUAUUAUGGAUCAAGCACUUUUACCUUGCAAGCAACCCCUGCACGCCCAGAGGUUUUGAAAAGGGGGGCUUCCAAAUCGCAGCCAGCUGACAUCACAAAAGGCAUGACUGAUAUGAAACAGAACCUACGAGACCUCACUCUUGUUCCAAAGGCUGCUGAAGCCUCCCCUCCCCCAUCGCCAUUUCAUGAUGCUCCUCUCGAGCUACGAGGCUGGCUGAAGGGUCGGAUGAUUGUCUUCCUGGUGAAGUGUAUGAGAAAGUUCUUGACUCCGAAAGUCAGUCACGGAUGGAGGAAAACUUUGAGAAUGUAUCUGAAGCAGUUCAUGGUGCUGGGAAUUUCUCAAAGACAAAUCGUAUUCGAGGUUGCUUACUCCGAGUCGAAACCCAGAGUCAAAAAGGAUAUCCUUAGACUCAUGUUCGGCACACACGGCAGAGCACUGAUGGGCAUAGCCAUCAAGUUGAAGUACAAUGACGAAAGGCUCAUCAGUGUCGAGAUCUUCGUGUAUUAUUUCUCAGGAGAAGGCAACUUCUUUCCUGAAGAAGCGGAGCCAUUUAGCGCCAGUGAAAUCUAUGUCAACCAGGACGGGAAAUUGUAUCCUAUUUCAGAGAGGCACAAGGAAGACAAGUUGUUCCAAAUGGUCUGUGCAGAAGUAAAAGGCAAAAGGCAUUUUUAUGAGUGCUCCUUGGCCAGUAAUUGGAUUAUUGAUGACAAUCACCACAGUUCCAAAGAAGACCUCGUAAUCCCACCCGAUUUUUUGAAGCAUGUACCUGAUAGAACAAAAAUGGUUAUAUCUGCUGACAGCCUCUGGUCCGAUCUCAAAAAGGGAUACCAAAUGACCGGAUACUUCAAUUCGGUUUUCGAGCAUUUCAAGAAAGAUGUCGCUGCAAAUAUGUUACCAUGCCAAUAA